ACACACACACACACACACACACACACACACACACACAGAGAGAGAGAGAGAGAGAGAGAGAAAUAAAUAGAAAUAUCCUCACUGCACAUCUUUAAAACUUUAACACACAAUAUUGUUAGUGUUCACAUCAUGAGAUGUCUGUUGUGUUUAUGCGCGCGCAUGACGGACUCUGAGAGACGAAACGCGCGUGAUGUUACAACUCUUUCGAAUUAUAAAUAUAUCAUAACGACGUUAUCUUUUUUUGAUCAUUUAAUAAUUCGGAAUGUCUUCAUCUUAAUGUCAAUCUGUGAUUCUUCUGUUCUUUGUCAGAGCACAUCGUCUAUUAAUGUUGCUGUUUAAUCCUUUCUUAAAUGAACAGUCUUUGCAUGCACAGCAGCUGUCAAUCAUCCUUUGACCCUGCCCACUUUAUUUAUUAUUUAAGAGUGUUAUGAGUGAAGUUAUGUUAGCCAAUGAGAGACAGAGCUUUAAGGAAGAGGGAGGGGCUAUUAUUUUGACACCUGAUGAUGUCCUCAGUAAUGCUCCGCCCCCAGCUCCUCCCCUUCCUCCUUCCCUGCUGUUGGAAGAGCCUUCACAGAAUCAGAAGAGGAGGGUACGGAGCUUCUACUGGAAACCCAUUCCAGAGGAGCGCAUUAAACAACACGAGAGGCCAAACUUGUGGACCCACGGCGGAGAACCCACGUUACACAUUGACAUCAGAGCUAUCGAGGAACACUUCGGACAGCACGAUGAUGACACGCAGUCGUCCUCGAUGAGAGACAUGAAGAUGGCACAGAGACGAGGUUCUCUGAAGGAUCUCAGACAGCAGAUCACCAUCCUAAAUUUCAAGAGAAACAUGAAUAUCUCGAUUUUCCUCAAGCACCUCAAAAAGUCUGGUGAGGAUCUUCUGGAGGAUCUUCUUCAUGGGACUCUUCAUGAGACCUAUAGUGAGGAGUCUCUCAGAUCUCUACUGAAGCUUCUGCCAGAGGAUGAGGAGGUGAGAAGUCUACAGAUGUUUAGUGGAGAUCCUAAAGAUCUGACAACAGCUGAUGGAUUUAUGUACCGACUCAUCCAUGUGCCCAGGUAUGAGCUCCGUCUUGAAGCUCUGCUGUUAAAGAGAGAGUUUUUCCCUUCGUGUUUGUCUAUGAAACAGGAGAUCGCUGUAGUCCAGACUGCUAUAACAGAAAUAUUGAACUGUGAGGAGUUACACAGCGUCCUUCAUUUAGUACUACAAGCAGGAAAUCUAUUGAAUGCUGGUGGAUUUGCUGGUAAUGUUGUGGGCUUUAAACUUUCAUCUCUGCUCUCACUCGCUGAUACUAAAGCCAACAAACCUGGAAUGAACCUGAUGCACUUUGUAGCUUUGGAAGCUCAGAAGAAAAAUUUGCUGAUAUUUCCAGAGAAACUUCUUCAUGUUCAGCAAGCAGCUCAUUUGUGUGUUGACAGUAUACAUGUAGAGUUGAGUUCUCUGAGCAGAAGACUUCAUCAGGUUCAGAUGAAUAUUCACACAGAUGAUGAUUUACAGACACAACUUCACUCAUUCCUUAAGAGUGCAGAUGAAGCUUUAACAGAUUUAAGGGUGUGUUGUGACGAGAUGGUGAAUAAAGAAAACUCUUUGAUUGAUUUCCUCUGUGAGGACAAAGAAACAUUUAAACUGCACGAGUGUUUCCAAAUUUUCCAGAAUUUCUGCUCCAAAUUCAAAAAGGCCGUUCAGGAGAACGCUGAGCGAGAAAUGUGGGAGGAGUCACGCCGUAAACGUCUCAAGGAGUCAGAGGACAAGCGUCACUCAUGGGCGGCUCAAGAGGGUGUGAGAGGAUCCUUCGGCUUGAGGUCCAGCAGUGAGGCAUCUUUAAAGAGGGAGGGGCUUCUGGAUCUCCUCAGGACACGCCCACAAAAUCCUCAUAGUCCAGUGCUGGAGUUCGGGAGUGUCCAUCGCUUUCAGCAACAGAAAGUCAGCAAUGAAUCAACAGACCACCGAGAUACAGAGACACAAACACUUCCUCCCAUACACACACUGUCCAUUACACACUCAGCAUCAGAGAUACACACAGACACACACAGAUCUGAUCUCCAUAGAAGUCCCAUAAUCAAAACUAAAUCUGAUCCAGACACCAGCACAACAAACUUCAAUCCAGAGGAAACAAAGAUACAAGAAUCACAGGAACACAACCUUCAGUGUCAGCAAGCACCAGAAGAUGAAGAGAUGACCUCACAUGUGAGCUUAGCAAGAGAAUCUGAAGUCAUCUGUGAAAGUCAAAACCAAACUGAGGUCUCAGCUGAAGGCGUACAGCCAACAUCUCAAUGCACAAACAAACAGGUGGAGUCUCUCAGAACCAGUGGUGGAUCUAUACAGCUGAACCAAACAAGAACCAACACGUCCCUGCCGAAAGCCCUUGACUCUAAACGCAGAUCAACACCUUCUUCUAAACUCUUAUCUUCAUCUAAACCAUCACCAUCUCCUAAAACCUCCUCUAAACCAUCACCAUCUCCUAAAACCUCCUCUAAACCAUCACCAUCUCCUAAAACCUCCUCUAAACCAUCACCAUCUCCUAAAACCUCCUCUAAACCAUCACCAUCUCCUAAAACCUCCUCUAAACCAUCACCAUCUCCUAAAACCUCCUCUUCAUUCUCAAAGUCUUCACACCAGCGACCCAUUCGCACCCCGAUCGCCUCUGAGACCCAGAGCUUGAGGAAGAUUGUUCCCAUCAGUCGACCCGGUUCCUCUGGUCCGCAGAAAUCUCCUAGUGGAGGUGCCCUCAACAUUUCCAGUGCCAAGAAAAGGGAAUCAGUUCGGCCGACCCCUGAGGAGAAGAUGUGUCGCGUUACGCUACGAGCCUUGGCCACUCCCACCGUUCCAAACCUCACCCGCUACUCCCAACCUGCUCCCGGCUUCACUCGCGACACUGUGGCGUCCACCACACGACAUGGCGUCGCUCCUGCCGACAGAUCAAAUCAACCCUUUACAGCCAACCUUAAACGACCACAGCUGACCCGCACGGCAUCACUUCGACUCUCACAAACUCUCAGUCGAGAUCCCAAAAAGAGCAGCGGCGUUAUCUCCAAAAACUCUCAAGAAUCACUAAAUAAAUCUGUCAAAGCAACUUGGAAGUAUAGAGACACACACAGUUGUAAUAAUACUAGAGGAAAAUAAUCCCUGCUAAAAAAACAAUAGACACCAUCACAGAAAUUCUAAUGGUUUUAUUGGGAAUUGUAUUGGUUCUAAUGGAAUAUGGCCCAAAACACACUACAGUGUAGUGGUUUUAAUGGUAAAAGCUAAUGGUUCCUAUUAGUAUUUUAAUGGAAACCAUUAGAAGUUUUAUUGUUUUUUUCAGCAGGGAUGCUGAAAUCAUAAACGUAUUUUUGUAUUAUUUUGAUGAUUUUAAAUCAUUAUAUUUAUAUCAUGUAGUUAUUAUUGCACAGUUCAUCUGUGUGUACGUCAUUUAAACAGAAUUUAUCAUUGGAAGAUAUUUCAGUAGAUGUCGAGAAAAAAUAUA
Molecule: messenger RNA, 3467 nt
Organism: Misgurnus anguillicaudatus (oriental weatherfish)
Lineage: Eukaryota; Metazoa; Chordata; Actinopteri; Cypriniformes; Cobitidae
Source: RefSeq, a predicted model, not a curated record